AUGGAUGCGACAAUCGGUGACAACAUCACGCUAGAAACGCCAGAGCCGAAGAAGAGGAGGCAAAGCGCACAGGACAGCUCACCAAGACGACGAAGCGAACCGAAAAUCACCUUGCCGGCGUUGAGUGAUUUCGCCAGGUCACAUGUCGCCAACUGGUCUCCGCCUCUACCUGUCACGGCCGAAUCGGAAGCAUUACGAAGCCUAAAGACUGAAUGGAGACGCCAAUCCCGCGAAGAGCUUGUGUACGAUGAGCCGAGAUCCGAGAAGCAACUUUUGAUUGUGGACCUGCAAGAUUACGAGAUCUAUCGAACACCGGAGAGCGAGUGCAGAGCGUAUGAGCUGACGAGUCUGCACUACCUGGAAGUUUCGAUCGCGAAGAAGUUGUGCUUUGAUGGCUUCAUCUGUGUGGGAUCGACCAAACACUAUGUACAUGCAGUACCAAUUCAGGAUAGCUCUGUCGAGGGUUACGGGGACGAUGAGAACUCUGGUGUUACUACUUACGUACAGUCUACGUUCGCGAGUAAGGACAAGCACUACGACAUUUGGUACAGACUUGCGAAGCCCGCUCCAGGCUACAAAGAGUUCCAGAGAUCGUUCCUCUGGGUAGCACAAAUGGGAAAGCAUAUCAUCGACUACGUGGACAGCCAACCGGUGGGAUCAGUCGGGCUCAACGACUUCCGGGAAGACUUCUAUCAAUGGCUCUCGCCCCGUUUUGGUCAUUGCGCCGACUUCCAGCAAUGGCACACUGCUUUCAGACAUCAGACUGACUUUCGCGUCGCCGUACACGCUUACAUUGAAUACUUCUACAACCAAGCCUUCAAUCUUCCCAACUCGAAACGGCUGCUUGCUCAUCCCCUCUGGAGCGAGUGUAUGGCCAAAGGAUUAACAGCUGUAAAGGCGCAGAAGCAGAUCAUCGAGCACACCAUCGCCACACCAGAGGUUUACGAUUGCUUCAAACACAUGUACUUUGGUGAGCAAAUACAGGCGAAACGGCCUACUGAAACAGUCAGGAUUGAACAGGAGCGCAGGAAGAGGAGGCUUGGGUUUGCGCAGAGUUUCUGGGCACGGAAACCGACUCCUCCGCGACGGAACGUAUGUCAACCGUAUGGUAACUCACCUGUGAAGGUUGGCGACGUCGUUGCCUUGAUCCCCGACGAGGCUGACGCAACCGUUUGGCGCAACACCACCUGGGAGUGGCUCGCAUACGUCCAAGGUACAGAGCUCUUGACGGACGGAACACAGAGGUUAUUCGUGCUAUGGAUUUAUCGACACCACGAGACCAAUAUCUUCAAGGCAGAAUAUCCCUACGAGAACGAGGUCUUCUUAUCUGACAACUGCAAUUGCUCUGAAGGAGAGCUAUUGUCUACAGACAUCAAGGGAAGAUACGAUGUGGACUGGUCACCUUCCACUAUCGACGCUGAGCGCUUUUUCGUUCGUCAAACCUACGUGACCCAAGACAGUGCAUUUGUCAGCCUUCGGUCUUCACACAAGACUUGCACGUGUCGGCAAGGAAAGCACACACCCGUCGAUGAUUACCGUGGAGGCGACACAGUAUACCUAACAAGGACUCGGAACGGAGACAAGUUUCUGGAUCCAGUCGUCUUUCAACACAUCGACCGCGCCAAGAGGAUUGUUAGAGUGCGCAGGCUAUUACGACUCGAACGAGACUGCAAAGAACUCGCGACCAAAGCUCGGCGCUUGCAUUUCUUGGACAAUGAACUUGUCCUUACGGACGAAUACGAUGACGUGUCCAUGUCCCGCAUCCAGAGGCGUUGUUACGUCAAGUUCCUGAACAAUUCUGACAUCCAGGAUGGACAAAUACCUUUCACGUACAAUCGUGGCGGUGCUGGUGAUCUCUGGUUUUUGUCUAUGGGAUUGACAGGGGUGGAAGGCGAACAGAAACUCGUCUUUCUGCGGAAUCUGCCGAAGACUUUCAAUGAGGGCCAUGACAUGACCUCUGCUGAAUCAUUGAGAGGAAUGAGUAUCUUCAGUGGCGGCGGCUCGCUUGAUCGAGGCCUUGAAGAAGGUGGAGCAGUUGCCUUCCACUCCGCUGUCGACUUCAGUCCCCAUGCCAUCCACACUCAGCGAGCUAACUCGAAGAGCCCGGAGACGAUGCAUCUGUUCUGUGGCUCCGUCGAUGAUCACUUUGACGCAGCUCUCAAGGGUAAUAAACCUGACCUUGUCCCUCGGGUCGGAGAAGUCGACUUCCUUGCUGCUGGAUCGCCAUGUCCUGGGUUCUCAGCUCUUCAGCAUAAUAUUCUCAGUCCGCAGUCCUUGAAGAAUGCGUCACAUAUUAGCACUUUCUGCUCGUAUGUAGAUCUAUACCGCCCUUUGUACGGUAUACUCGAAAACGUCGUCAACAUGGCUUCAACACGGACUGGAUUCGAAGAUCAGAACGUGUUAUCUCAGGUGGUUGCUUCUCUAGUCUCGAUGGGAUACCAAUGUAAUCAGUACAUCAUGGACGCUUGGAGUUACGGCAGCGCGCAACAGCGUUCACGCCUGAUCCUCACCAUAGCUGCACCCGGACUUGAGCCUAUUGCCCAACCUUGGCACACCCACGCGCGGCCUUACGAGGAGACGGCGGGACGAAGCUUAGGUUAUUUACCCAACGGACAGAAAUUUGGUGAACGCGAGCACUACCCAACGCCUUUUCCGUAUGUACCAGCGGUGUCCGUCGAUGCGGGAUUACCCGACAUUGGCAAUGGUAUUGUCCAGACUUGUAUUCCGUUCCCAGACCACCGCUUACCGCAAGUACCAACGCGUUGCGACUAUAAGGAAGCAGAUAGACGGGGUCUGAUUCCGACCUCGCUUCGAGAUCCGAGAACCGACAUUGGAAAGGCGUACCGAAGAAUCAAAGCAGCUGGGUUGGUACCGACUAUCACAACAAAUAUAGUCAUCCGCGAUUCUCGAAAUGGCGCUACGUUGCAUUGGGACCAACAUCGGUCUAUCAGUGUGUUGGAAGCUCGUCGGACGCAAGGAUACAUGGAUGAGGAGCCCAUCGUUGGUUCGCUUCCGGAGCAAUACAAGAUUGUUGGCAAUGGCGUGGACCGUAAGGUUGCUUUUGCCAUGGGUUUAUCUCUACUCCAGGCCGUCCAGAACAAUGAGAUGGGGUUUACUGCGAACGGAACGACGCAGAACUCUACUGAGAUUGUGGACGUUACUAGCGAUGUCGAGACAUCCCACGUUGAGAAGAGUGUUAAGAAGCCCAGACCUCAGUCUAAAGCACAGGAUUUGUCGCCAUUUCAGAAGGAACAUCACCUUAGCAAAAAGUCAGCAGAACCAGAGAUGAAGUUUACCGAACUGACAGAGAUCGAGCUGCCGGCGGCAUAUGACGCUCAUGUCCAUCUUCGCGAUGGCGAGAUGUCGCAGCUCGUUACGCCUACGAUCCGUAAGGGUGGUGUGAAUCAGGUGUAUGUUAUGCCGAACCUGGUCCCGCCUAUCACUUCCGUGAAGCAAUGUCUCGAGUACCGCGAUAGACUUCGUGCUAUUGAGCCGGAUGUGGAUUACGUCAUGUCGUUGUAUCUUCACGAGGAUAUCACGCCGGAGGUUAUUCGUGAGGCGAAGAAAGCGGGAAUUACGGGUGUGAAGUCGUAUCCUGCUGGAGUUACUACGAACUCCUCCUCAGGCGUCCUCUCCUACGAACCCUUCUACCCCGUCUUCGCCGAAAUGGAAAAACAAAACAUGGUCCUCAACCUCCACGGCGAAGUCCCGUCCACGCCCCCAAACACCCACGUAACGAGAACCAAAGACACAAAAACAGGCGCCAUAACCAUCCUCAACGCAGAACCCGCCUUCCUCCCCACCUUCCUGCUCCUACACGCCAAAUUCCCCGCCCUCCGCAUCAUCCUCGAGCACUGCAGCACAUCCGCCGCCCUCUCCGCCGUCCGCUCCUGCGGCCCAUCCGUCAGCGGCACAAUCACCGCGCACCACCUCAGUCUGAUCAUCGAUGAUUGGGCAGGCGACCCGUUUUGUUUCUGCAAGCCUGUUGCGAAGACGCCUGAGGAUAGGGAUGCGUUGCUCCGCGCGGUGGUGCAGGGGAAUGGGAAGUUUUUUCUGGGGACGGACUCGGCGCCGCAUCCGAGGGGGAAGAAGAGGGGGGAGGAUAAGGUUGCUGCGGGGGUUUUUACGCAGCCGUAUGCGGUUGCUUAUGUGCUUGAUGCGCUGGAGGUUGGCAUUGCGAGGGGCGUUAUCAAAGAGGAGGAGGUUACUCAGGAGGUUUUGGAGGGGUUCUUUGGGGGGUGGGGGAGGAAGUUCUAUCAGAUCAAGGAUGAGAGGGAAGAGAGGAUUGUGUUGAGGAAGGGGAAGGAGACGGUUGUGGAUGUAUUGAAGAAGGAGGGUGGGGGCGAGUGUGAGGUCGUGCCGUUCAGGAAGGGCGAGGUCACUUGGGGGGUGGAAUGGAAGUAA
Alternaria incomplexa is the source of this 4404-nucleotide messenger RNA. RefSeq lists its product as uncharacterized. The record is from RefSeq and is a predicted model, not a curated record. The transcript is spliced from 5 exons. Gene Ontology annotation, molecular function: dihydroorotase activity; methyltransferase activity; chromatin binding. Lineage: Eukaryota; Fungi; Ascomycota; Dothideomycetes; Pleosporales; Pleosporaceae. Gene Ontology annotation, biological process: 'de novo' pyrimidine nucleobase biosynthetic process; pyrimidine nucleotide biosynthetic process. The coding region runs from base 1 to 4404 and encodes 1467 amino acids. Gene Ontology annotation, cellular component: cytoplasm.